Molecule: messenger RNA, 2753 nt
Organism: Sarcophilus harrisii (Tasmanian devil)
Lineage: Eukaryota; Metazoa; Chordata; Mammalia; Dasyuromorphia; Dasyuridae
Gene: CXCR5
Product: C-X-C motif chemokine receptor 5
Exons: 2
Coding region: 74-1237 (387 amino acids)
Biological process (GO): lymph node development; chemotaxis; B cell activation
Cellular component (GO): membrane
Molecular function (GO): C-X-C chemokine receptor activity
Source: RefSeq, a predicted model, not a curated record
UUUGCAGCUCAUUGCCACCACCUUUCUAGAGCCACCCAGCCAGAGGAAAGCCACCCAGUAUCCCAGGGUAGGGAUGCAGCAGGUUCACAUUCAUGCUGCUAUGAACUACCAAUUCAGCCUGGAUAUGGAGGCCAUGAGCAUAAACAUGGGAGACCUGCUUACAGUUCUGGAUUUCAGUAACUACAGCAACUACAGCAACGAGCUGCUGGAGCCCCAGAGCGACUAUGUGUGCCCCAGGAUCCACAGCUGGGAAGACCAGCUGAGUUACAAGGCCGUGUUCGUGCUCGUGGCCUACAGUGCCAUCUUCCUCCUGGGCGUGACGGGCAACGCCUUGGUGCUGGUGAUUCUCCAGAGCCACCGGACGGCGCGCAGCUCCACCGAGGCCUUCCUGCUCCACCUGGCCGUGGCCGACCUGCUGCUCGUGCUCACCCUGCCCUUUGCCGUGGUCGAGGGGGCCGUGGGCUGGGUGCUGGGGGCCUUCCUCUGCAAGGCCGUGAGCGCCCUCCACAAGGUCAACUUCUACUGCAGCAGCUUGCUCCUGGCCUGCAUCGCCGUGGACCGCUACCUGGCCAUCGUCCGCUCGGUCCACGCCUACCGCCACCGCCGCCUCUUCUCGGUGCACGUCACCUGCGCCGCCGUCUGGCUGGCCGGCUGCCUCUGCGCCCUGCCCGAGCUCCUGUUUGUGACGGUCAGCAAGACCGGGUCCAACGACUCGGCGGCCUGCAGCUUCUCUGGCCAAGGCCUGGCGGGCAGCGACGCGCGGCUCGCCUCGCGCUUCCUGUACCACGUGGGGGGCUUCCUCCUUCCCCUGCUGGUGAUGGGCUGGUGCUACGCCGGGGUGGUGAGGCGCCUGUGCCAGGCCCAGCGGCGGCACCAGCGGCAGAAGGCCGUCAAGGUGGCCAUCCUCGUCACGGGGGUGUUUUUUUUCUGCUGGUCCCCUUACAACGUGGUCAUCUUCCUGGACACCCUGGUGAUGCUGCACGCUGUGCCCAAGUCCUGCCAGCUGGACGAGCAGCUGGCGACGGCCAUCACCACGUGCGAGUUCUUGGGCCUGGCCCACUGCUGCCUCAACCCUGUGCUUUACACAUUUGUGGGGGUGAAGUUCCGGAGCGACCUGGUUCGCCUGCUGGGGAAGCUGGGCUGCGUGGGCCCUGCCACCCUCCACCGGUUCCUCCCCAGCUGGCGCAAGGGCAGCAGCUCCGAGUCAGAGAACGCUACCUCUGUCACCACCUUCUAGGAGCCGCCCCCCCCGGGGCGGAGAGGGGUCCUGGCCGGCAAGGGCCUGCCUCGGACUCGCAGCAGUGCCCGAGGGGGCCUUUGCAAGGACAGGAGGCCUGGACAGACCUCCUUUUUAAGAGACAGCUCCGUCCAGACGUGGGCGUGAGGGCCAGCCUGGCUGGGGACAUUUCUGAACGCUCAGGACGAUACUGUCACUUUCAUUCCCUCCUGUCAUACCUGACUCCUAAGAGGAAGAGAAUUUUUAGGGGGGGCACUUGGGGUGUUAUCCCUGAGCAUCACAAACCGAGGGCCCCACCUGCUCCGUGGGCUCCGUCCCUGCCCGUCGGCCUGCGUGGUUCUGUCGGGCCUCUCGCUUGGGCUGUUCCCUAACCUUGCCGUCGGAAGCCCCUACUCACACAAACAGGAAGCUCCCCUUGACCCACUUCAGGAGGCCCCGGGUGAGGGCCGCCUUGGCCUUGACCACAGGCGCCCAACCCUCCCUCGCUCUCCCACACCAGGCCUGGGUAGAGCCGGAAUAUUUUGAGCUCUGUGAAAGCUCAAGGCCGGGAGGCUGAGGCUGGCCAGAAUAAUGAGGAAUGUCUCAGGCCGGGCCGGAGAAAGCUGCCCCCGAGGGAAGCCGCUCUGAUGACCCCAGGGCCAUUCCCGGGUCUCCGGGCCUGUGGUGGGGUGUGACUGGGUUUAGCUUAAGCUUGUGCCGGCGGUCCGGGGGCUCCCAGACCUUGAACUCCUGCUGCUACCCCGGCCCCACUCCGCAGUUACCUCCCAGAGCGGGAGCAGAGAACCAUAGGGGACCAGGAAUUCGAGGCUCUCCUGGAAGGGACGAGGCCAGGAAGGGAAGCGAGUGGGAAAGGCUUUCUGCAGCCUGUCCGGGAGGACAAGGGGGUGACCAGUCCCCUUCCCACGCAGAGAGCCCGAGAGGAUCCCCUGCCCCGCCAGGGGUCCUCUGAGCUCCUCCUCCAGCACAAGCUGGGUCUUGUUUCCCACACAGUAAGCACAUAAAAAUAAGUUACUGACAGACGGAUGGACGUGCCUAAUGUGAAACAGUUCCGAGAGGGGCAUCUCCUCAAAGGGCCAUUACCUGGAAGGGAGAUUCAAAGGGAGAACGGGGGCCUCCCAGGACCAAGAGUUUCGGGUAAGGGAAGUGAGGUGGGGGGAGGGACAGGAUGGGGCCCAGCACCAAACUCUGGGAGGGAAGUCCCCAAACCCCUAAGGAAGCAGUAGUCCACUCCUCUCUGAGGGAGCUGCUCAGAUGGAACCAGAGGAAGCCGCUUCUCGCUCAGAGGGGCCCAGCUUGACCAGCCUCCGCUGGGCCCCGCACCAGGCCCCACACCUCGGCCUCGGAGACACCGAGAGCCGUCGGCACCUUCUACCUCAGAAUAACCCAGACCCGACGAGAAGCUGCCCCUUCUGGUCCGGACCGGUGAUGAGGCAAAGGCCAAAUGUCGCUCACCUGGCAGGGCACGAGGCUCAAACCAUCCUUGUGGCCCAAGCAGCGGGGCACAGAACGGCCCCCU